AUGAGUUUUGAUGAAAAGUUCAAUGCCGAAUCACUAAUUAAGCAGGUUCAUAACUUUAUAAGCGGAAAUCAAGAACUAUCUGCAGCAGCCAAUCAAUAUCUAAUCGAUUUAUCAAAUAAUUAUAAAAUUCAAUUCACAAAUUUAUGUUCAACCAUCUUAAAUGAUAUAGAAGCAAACUCUCAAGACAUAAAUUUAUUCAUGGCAACUACUAUUAAAUCAUUUUUCACUGAAAAUUCAACUCGGACUAAUGCAGAAAUAGAAGAUGAAUGGUUUUCAGAUACGGCAUCACAGCUUAAUCUACGAGAUACAACCAAAAAUGCUUUAUUUUCUGCGCUUAUUUCUCAAGAUGAAGGAUUACGAAAUCUUUCUGCUUUUUCCCUCGCUUAUAUUUGUAAAUUAGAGACAACAAACUUUGGAUCACUCGAAACUAGAUUCAUAGAACUUCUUACUCCAACAGAUACCCCUGAAUAUUAUGUAAUUGGAAUCUAUAACUUGUUUUGUCAGCUAUUAGAGCAAUCAUUUCUUGAAAAUACUAUGGAAUUGGAUCCUCCACAGAUCAUUCCUUUCCUAAUUGAAAGAGGAUUUGAUAGUUUAACUGAUGAAAAACUUCAAAUUACAACAAAAAUGCAAAUAUUUCAAUAUCUCGAUCUUAUUACCGAGCAUUAUCCCCAAAUAUUAUACAACCAGCAGUUUAUUGACCACAUUUUAGAUUGUUCAUUUAAUAUAAUCCUAUUUAUAAUGAAUGAUAUUGAAGAAAAAGGGAAAGUUACUCAAAUUUUGCAUCUCAUAUACAAUAUAUUUACAAUUUACUAUCAUAAAGAUGUCAAUUCAUGGAGCAAAAUUUCAGAAUUUCUUUUGAUUUCAUUAAAUUGUACGGAAGAAGACCAUGAGCAUGAAAAUCAGAUUUACAAUGAAAAAAUAGUAAGAAUAGAAGAAACUUUAAGACAAAAGAAAGCAAAUUCUGAAGAAAUCACAAAAGAUGACAAAUGGCUCCUUGAUAGAGUCCAAUUAGAAAAUAUACAUGAACGAAAAAUACCUGUUCUAUUCUUUCUCCAAAACAUUAGUGAUUUUGAAUGGAAAAUACUGAAACAAAAUCCAGAAAAUUGUCACUUUUUUAUUCAAGAAAUUUGCGAAGAAUUAUUACCACGAAUUUUGCAUUUAAUGGUUCCUUUUGACUGUGACAAUGAAAACAUAGAAGAUAUUGAUGACCAAGAGCCAUCAUACUUUGCAACAAAUGCUCUAAAUUCUCUCGUGAAAUGCUGUAAAGUCCAAAUUUAUCCAAUUUUGGAAGAAAUCAUCAAAACGAAACAAAUUGACAACGUUUUGGUAUAUCUAAACAGCAUUUCUGCACUGACAUUCGGUCCUCUUAUGGAGAAUACUGAUAGAUGGCUUAUCGACAUGGCUGUCAACGGAGAAAUAAAAGAAAUGGCAAUGAAAGGAAACAAAAGAAUUCAAGAAACAAGUUUGUAUUCAAUUUGGAGAAUUCUGAAGACUCAGAAAAUUCAGAAUGAUGAUGAUUUCCUGUCAGUUUUCGAGAUAUUAAAAGCUCAUUGUGGAGAAGAAUAUUUGAUACGCGUUCGAUGCACAGAUAUAUUAAAAGAGAUACUCGAAAUUUUGAUGGAAUCAAAUAACGAACUUUUUGACAAUGUUUUUGAAGAAACAUACCAAAUUACUUGUGAUUUAGCAAUGACAGGCACUGAUGAAAGAUAUUAUUUAAUUGAACCUUUCAAGGUAUUGGCAAAUGUCAUAGUUAUGAUGAAUGAAACAGAAGAAAAUUGUACAAAAUUGUUGAAUUUCACUCAAAUUUGUGUGAAAAAAGUGACAGGAGAAGAUGAAACACAAAAACCAACUAUUUUUACGAAGACAUGUUAUGUUAUAUUGCUUGCAUCACUAUGUUCCAAGUUAAAGGACAUAUUAAGUGAUCAUGCAGAAGAGAUUUUCUCUUGUUUGAUGUCAUGUUUCACUGAAUAUGAUUUAGAAUUGUGGUCAGACACUGUUGCAGCAAUUUCUUUCUUGAUUGAUAAGAACAAAGUGAGCUCAAGUCAUUACAAUAGGCUUUUGGAAUGUUUUGAAGUUGUAAGAGAUAAUAAUGACAAUAAGUUGAAAAUUGUCAUGUUAAGAUUAAUUGGAAAAUAUAUUUCUUUGUCUAAUCCUUGUUUAUCUGAUGAUUGUUUAAUGUUUUUAGAGAAACUAGAAAAUAUCGUUCAGGCAGAGAAUUAUAGUCCUGAUGUAAUGAUUGGUGUCUUAUUCGCUUUACAACAAAUUUCGAAGUAUUUUUCAUUUCCAAAAGAUGAUGUACUGGAGAAAAUUAUACUAAUCAUCCAUAAAAUUGGUGAAUAUAUACCUGUAAAUGAUCCUGAAAAGUUUGAAACAGUUGGAACCCUAAUUUUGGCAAUAUUUAAUAUAUUAAUUGUCAAAUUAGCAAAACUUAAGCCAGAUUUUGCUAAAAAUAAUUACAAUGAUAUGGGAACAUUCAUUUUAUAUUUGUUUAAUAAUGGUAUUACAAGUAAUAACGUGAUGUUUGGCUGCGUAAACUUAUUAAGGGCAAUUGGAAGAUAUGUUGGUAGGAAAGCAAAUGUAUUCUUAAAUAAGAGAAGCUUCAUUCAGAUUCUUGACUUUGCAGACAAUUCAGAUGAUGCAAAUCUGAGGAAAUUGUCUGAGGAUACAAGGCACUUCAUAACUUCGCUUUAG
This is a messenger RNA of Trichomonas vaginalis G3, 2691 nucleotides long. RefSeq names its product armadillo (ARM) repeat-containing protein family. The coding region runs from base 1 to 2691 and encodes 896 amino acids. NCBI's taxonomy places the organism in Eukaryota, Parabasalia, Trichomonadida, Trichomonadidae. The record is from RefSeq and is a predicted model, not a curated record. The transcript has a single exon.